AAUGGAAAAUGGAGGCUGAAUUUUACAUGGCGAUUCUGACGUGCUUAAUCUUUGGGAAUUCAGAGGGGUUUCAGAUUGUCCAUGUCCAUAAACAAGAGUGCCUUUCCAAAACUAAGAGAGUGGUGGUGGGUUUGUGCAAUGGGACCAGCCAGAACCAGCAGUGGAUGUGGACUGAGGAUGGAAAACUCCUUCAUGUUGAAUCUGCUCUCUGCCUGGCCAUCUCCAGUGCUUCUCGUGGCCCUUCCCACCCAGCUGUCUCUACCCACUGCUCCCAGGCACCCCGAUGGACUUGCCAUGAGCAGGAAGGGUUCCUUGAGGUGGAAAAUACCUCUCUCUUUCUCAAGAAACAAGGCUUCAAGGUAGUGGUCAAGAAGGACAGGAAAUACCUCCAUAGCUGGAUGAAAAUAGAUGUCAACAAGGAGGGAAAACCAGUGAAUGGAAGCCUCUGCUUAAAAAAAGCUGGCCUGGGAGCAGAAGUUUCGGUAAGGAGCACGAGAAACACGGCUCCACCCCACCUCCCCACCACUUUUAAUGCAGCUCCAUAUAGCCCGGAACACAAUAGGAAUACCACAGAGGCCUUCACCAGAACGACCACAGAACACUACAGCCACAACAGCAGACAGAGACAGCACCCCAGUCUGCCGACGACUGAAGUGACAGAGACAUCUUGGGUCCCCUCGACUAUCCGGCCCUUCUCCAGCACGACUGAAGAGACUGGACUGGGGGAGCCAGUGAGAUGUAACGUCACCCUGACAGAGUCCAAGGUCUCCAGCCGGUCCGUGUCUCUCCAGUGGAGAACUUCGGGGUCACCCUGUAACUUCAGCCUCAUCUAUAGCAGUGACAUGUCAGGGGUCGCAUGGUGCCACCCCACGCGAAUAGACAACACCACCUAUGGAUGUUACCCCAAGGAUUUACAAGCGGGAACCCUCUAUACCUUCAGGAUUGUGUCUCUGGAUGGAGAAGAGAGUAUUGUGGUCUUGCAAACAGAUCCUUUACCUCCUGCUAAGUUUGAAGUCAAUAAAGAGAAAACUACUUCAACCAGUUUGCAUGUUUGGUGGACUCCUUCUUUGGGAAAAGUCACCCAGUAUCAGGUGGAGUUAUUUGACAAUAACCAAAAGAUACAGGAGACCCAAAUUCAAGCAAGUACUUCAUGGAAUGAACAUACAUUUUUUAACCUGACUGCUGGUAAUAAAUACAAUAUUGCCAUCACAGCUGUUUCUGGAGAGAAACAUUCCCUUACAGUUUAUACCAAUGGAUCAACAGUGCCAUCCCCAGUGAAAGAUAUCAAUAUUUCAGCAAAAACCAAUUCUCUCUUGACUUCCUGGUCCCAUGGCUCUGGGAAUGUGGAAAGAUACCAGCUGAUGCUCAUGGAUAAAGAGAUCCUAGUUCAUGGCACUGUCGUGGACAGACAUGCUACUUCCUACACUUUCCACGGCCUGACACCUGGCCACCUCUAUAACCUCACCAUUGUGACUGAGGCUGCAGGGCUGCAAAACUACAGAUGGACACUGGCCAGGACAACCCCCAUGGAAGUCUCAAAUCUGAAGGUGACAAAUGAUGGCACUUUGAACUCUCUAAAGGUCAAGUGGCAAAGACCUUCUGGAAAUGUGGAUUCCUAUAACAUUACCCUGUUUCACAAAGGCAUUGUCAAAGAAUCCAGAAUACUCAGACCUCAGGUUACUGAAACUCAAUUCAAAGACUUAACCCCUGGACGACUUUAUCAAGUUACUGUCAGCAGUGUCUCGGGUGAAUUGUCUGCUCAGAAGAUGGCAGUGGGCAGAACAGUUCCAGAGAAUGUUGGGAACCUGGAGGCAAACAGCAAUGGUUCCAUAAGAUCCCUAGUAGUGAGCUGGUCGCCCCCUGCUGGAGACUGGGAGCAGUAUCGUAUCCUGCUCUUCAAUGAUUCUGUGGUACUGCUCAACAUCACGGUGGGAAAGGAGGAAACACACUAUGUCAUAGAUGACAUCGGACUCAUACCAGGAAGACAGUAUGAGGUAGAAGUCACUGUUGAGAGUGGAAAUCUGAAGAAUUCUAAGCGUUGCCAUGGCAGGACAGUGCCCCUGGCUGUUCUCCAGCUUCGCGUCAAACACGCCAACGAGACCUCACUGAGUGUCAUGUGGCAGAGCCCCGUAGCAGAAUGGGAGAAAUACAUCAUUUCACUAGCGGACAGAGACCUUACAUUCAUCCACAAGUCACUCCCCAAAGAUGCCAAAGAAUUCACUUUUACUAACCUGGUGCCUGGGCGAAAAUACAUAGCUACAGUCACCAGUAUUAGUGGAGACUUAAAAAAUUCAUCUUCAACUAAAGGAAGAACAGUGCCUGCCCAAGUGACUGGCUUGUUUGUGGCCAACCAAGGGACAACCAGCAGUCUGUUUACCAAUUGGACCCAGGCACUGGGAGACAUAGAGUUCUACCAAGUCUUACUGAUUCAUGAAAACGUGGUCAUCAAAAAUGAAAGUGUCUCCAGUGAGACCAGCAGAUACAGCUUCCACUCCCUCAAAUCAGGCAGCCUCUACUCUGUGGUCGUAACAACAGUAAGCGGAGGAAUCUCAUCCCGACAAGUGGUGGUGGAGGGAAGGACAGUCCCCUCCAGUGUGAGUGGAGUGACAGUGAACAACUCUGGUCGCAAUGACUACCUGACCAUUUCCUGGCUGCCGGCUCCCGGAGAUGUGGAUAACUAUGUGGUGACACUUUCUCAUGGCAGCAGGGUAAUUCAGUCCCUCAUCGUUGCCAAGUCCGUCAGUGAAUGUUCCUUCAGCUCCCUUACUCCAGGCCGCCUCUACAAUGUGACCAUAACUACAAGGAGUGGCAAGUAUGAAAACCAUUCCUUCAGCCAGGAGCGAACAGUGCCUGACAAGGUCCAGGGAGUCAGUAUUAGCAACUCAGCCAGGAGUGACUAUUUAAAGGUAUCCUGGCUACAUGCUACUGGAGACUUUGAUCACUAUGAAGUCACCAUUAAAAACAAAAACAACUUCGUUCAAACCAAAAGCAUUUCCAAGACUGAAAACGAGUGUGUGUUUGUUAAGUUAGUCCCUGGACGGUUGUACAGUGUCACUGUUAGUACAAGAAGUGGACAGUAUGAAGCCAGUGAACAAGGGAAUGGAAGAACAAUCCCAGAGCCCGUUAGGGAUCUAACAUUGAGGAAUAGGAGCACUGAGGACCUUCUGGUGACUUGGUCACGAGCUGACGGGGAUGUUGACCAAUAUGAGAUCCAACUGCUGUUCAAUGAUAUGAAAGUAUUUCCUCCUUUUCACCUUGUAAAUACUGCGACUGAGUAUCGAUUUACCUCCCUGACACCAGGGCGCCGGUAUAAAAUUCUUGUCUUGACCAUCAGUGGAGACGUACAGCAGUCAGCCUUCAUUGAGGGCUUCACAGUUCCAAGCGCUGUCAAGAAUAUUCACAUUUCUUCCAAUGGGGCCUCAGACAGCCUGACAGUCAACUGGACUCCUGGUGGGGGCGAUGUUGAUUCUUACAUCGUGUCAGCGUUCAGGCAGAAUCAAAAGGUUGAGUCUCAGACGGUCUCCAAGCACGUCUCUGAGCACACAUUCCAUAGACUGGAGGCUGGGGAACAGUACCAGAUUGUGAUUGCCUCAGUCAGCGGGUCCCUAAAGAACCAAAUAGAUGCAGUUGGGCGGACAGUUCCAGCAUCUGUCCAGGGAAUAGUUGCAAACAACGCAUACAGCAGUCAUUCCUUAACAGUGAGUUGGCAAAAGGCUGUUGGCGUGGCAGAAAGAUAUGAGAUCCUGCUUCUAAAUGAAGACGGAAUCCUUCUGAGUAACACAUCAGAGUCAGCCUCCACCACAUGGCACAAAUUUGAAGACCUAACGCCAGGAACAAAGUACAAGAUUCAGGUCGUAACUGUCAGUGGAGGUCUCUUCAGCAAGGAAGCCCAAACGGAAGGCCGAACAGUCCCAGCAGCUGUCACCAACCUGAGGAUCACAGAAAACUCCACCAGACACCUGACCUUAAGCUGGACCACCUCGAAAGGGGAGCUCAGUGGGUACAACAUCUUUCUGUACAACCCGGACGGGACUCUUCAGGAGAGAGCCCAGGCCAGCUCACAAGCCCAGAGCGUCUCUUUCAAGAACUUGCUACAAGGCCGAAUGUACAAAAUGGUGAUAGUGACUCACAGCGGGGAGCUGUCUAAUGAGUCUUUCAUAUUCGGUAGAACAGUCCCAGCUUCUGUGAGUAACCUCCGGGGAUCCAAUCGGAACAUGACAGACAGCCUCUGGUUCAGCUGGAGUCCAGCCUCUGGGGACUUCGACUUUUAUGAGCUGAUUCUGUACAACCCCAAUGGCACGAAGAAGGAAAACUGGAAAGACAAGAACCUGACAGAGUGGCGUUUCCAUGGCCUCGUUCCUGGAAGGAAGUACACGCUGUGUGUGGUGACUCACAGUGGGGACCUCAGGAACAAGCUCAUGGGGGAGAGCAGAACAGCCCCAAGUCCUCCCAGUCUUAUGUCAUUUGCUGAUGUUACAAACACAUCCUUGGCCAUCACCUGGAAGGGGCCACCAGACUGGACUGACUACGAUGACUUUGACCUGCAGUGGUUCCCCAGAGAUGCCAUCACGGUCUUCAACCCCUACAGCAACAGAAAAUCAGAAGGACGCAUUGUGUAUGGUCUUCGUCCAGGGAGAUCCUAUCAAUUUAGUGUCAAGACUGUCAGUGGUGACUCCUGGAAAACCUAUAGCAAACCAAUAUCUGGAUCCGUGAGGACAAAGCCAGAUAAGAUACAAAACCUGCAUUGCCGGCCUCAGAACUCCACGGCCAUCGCCUGUUCUUGGAUCCCUCCAGAUUCUGACUUUGAUGGGUAUAGCAUUGAAUGUCGGAAAAUGGACACUCAAGAAGUCGAAUUUUCCAGAAAGCUGGAGAAAGAAAAAUCUCUGCUCAACAUCAUGAUGCUGGUGCCCCAUAAGAGGUACCUGGUGUCCAUCAAGGUGCAGUCGGCUGGCAUGACCAGCGAGGUGGUUGAAGACAGCACUAUCACAAUGAUAGACCGGCCCCCUCCUCCACCCCCACAUAUCCGUGUGAAUAAAAAGGAUGUGCUAAUUAGCAAAUCUUCCAUCAACUUCACUUUCAACUGCAGCUGGUUCAGCGACACCAAUGGAGCUGUGAAAUACUUCACAGUGGUAGUGAGAGAGGCUGAUGGCAGUGACGAGCUGAAGCCAGAGCACCGGCACCCGCUGCCCUCCUACCUAGAAUACAGACACAAUGCCUCCAUUCGAAUGUAUCAGACCGAUUACUUUGCCAGCAAAUGUGCCGAAAGUCCUGACAGCAACUCCAAGAGUUUUAACAUUAAGCUUGGAGCAGAGAUGGAGAGCCUGGGUGGAAAAUGCGAUCCUAAUCAGCAAAAAUUUUGUGACGGACCACUGAAGCCACACACUGCCUACAGAAUCAGCAUCCGGGCUUUUACACAGCUAUUUGAUGAGGACCUGAAGGAAUUCACGAGGCCCCUCUACUCAGACACAUUUUUCUCUUUGCCUAUCACCACCGAGUCAGAGCCUUUAUUUGGAGUUAUCGAAGGUGUGGGUGCUGGUCUGUUCUUAAUUGGCAUGCUGGUGGCUGUUGUGGCCUUGUUCAUCUGCAGACAGAAAGCUGGCCAUGGUCGAGACAGGCCCUCUGCCCGCCUGAGCAUUCGCCGGGAUCGACCAUUAUCUGUCCACUUGAACCUGGGCCAGAAAGGUAACCGGAAAACAUCUUGCCCAAUAAAAAUAAAUCAGUUCGAAGGGCACUUCAUGAAGCUGCAGGCUGAUUCCAACUACCUUCUAUCCAAGGAAUACGAGGACUUGAAAGACGUGGGCCGAAACCAAUCAUGUGACAUUGCACUCUUGCCGGAGAACAGAGGGAAAAAUCGAUACAACAAUAUAUUGCCCUAUGAUGCCUCUCGAGUGAAGCUGUCCAACGUAGAUGAUGACCCGUGCUCAGACUACAUCAAUGCCAGCUACAUCCCUGGCAACAGCUUCAGGAGAGAAUACAUUGCUACUCAGGGACCUCUUCCUGGCACCAAGGAUGACUUCUGGAAAAUGGCGUGGGAACAGAAUGUUCACAACAUCGUCAUGGUGACCCAGUGUGUGGAGAAGGGCCGCGUAAAGUGUGACCAUUACUGGCCAGCAGACCAUGAUUCCCUUUACUAUGGAGACCUCAUCCUGCAGAUGCUCUCAGAGUCUGUGCUGCCUGAGUGGACCAUCCGGGAAUUUAGGAUAUGCAGUGAGGAACAGCUCGAUGCACACAGACUCAUCCGCCACUUUCACUACACAGUGUGGCCAGACCACGGUGUCCCUGAGACCACCCAGUCCCUGAUCCAGUUCGUGAGAACCGUCAGGGAUUACAUCAGCAGAAGCCCCGGCGCCGGGCCCACUGUGGUGCACUGCAGUGCCGGUGUGGGUAGGACUGGGACCUUUAUCGCGUUGGACAGAAUCCUCCAGCAACUAGACUUCAAAGACUCUGUGGACAUUUAUGGAGCAGUGCACGACCUAAGACUGCACAGGAUUCACAUGGUCCAGACCGAGUGUCAGUAUGUAUACCUACAUCAGUGCGUAAGAGAUGUCCUCAGAGCAAGGAAGCUACGGAGUGAACAAGAAAACCCCUUGUUUCCAAUCUACGAAAAUGUGAAUCCAGAGUAUCACAGAGACACGGGCUAUUCAAGGCAUUGAGAAUGUAUCUGAAGAUCUCUUGGAUAAAAACUAUGCACUGUGUGAUUUUAUAAAACAUUUGCUUCAUGCCCUACAGAGGUGCCAGCUAUUUCUGUUGUUGCUAUGUCUAAUUUAUUAAUCUGGAGAAUUAUAAAGAAUUUAUGUAAUUUAAAGGUAACAGA
Messenger RNA from Suricata suricatta (meerkat), 6814 nucleotides. It is a transcript of the gene PTPRB, whose product is annotated as protein tyrosine phosphatase receptor type B. Gene Ontology annotation, biological process: angiogenesis; protein dephosphorylation. The transcript is spliced from 34 exons. The coding region runs from base 9 to 6653 and encodes 2214 amino acids. Lineage: Eukaryota; Metazoa; Chordata; Mammalia; Carnivora; Herpestidae. The record is from RefSeq and is a predicted model, not a curated record. Gene Ontology annotation, molecular function: cadherin binding; protein tyrosine phosphatase activity.